Molecule: messenger RNA, 2675 nt
Organism: Oncorhynchus kisutch (coho salmon)
Lineage: Eukaryota; Metazoa; Chordata; Actinopteri; Salmoniformes; Salmonidae
Gene: fez1
Product: fasciculation and elongation protein zeta 1 (zygin I)
Exons: 10
Coding region: 422-1681 (419 amino acids)
Cellular component (GO): cytoplasm; axon
Source: RefSeq, a predicted model, not a curated record
GGAGGAGAAAGGGGGAUGAUGAUUCCGCAGGCAGGCUGUAGAGAGCGAGCAAGCGAUGCACAGGCUCUCUCUCUCAAGUAAGGUUGAGGCUGAGGUUGCUUAUUGUUUGGAAAACAACGGGCUGCUGCCAGCGGAGAGAGAUAAGCAAGGGGGUUGUGGGCUACUGGAGGAGAACGGACGGACAGAACAGCACCGGCCAUUGUCUUUUUUCCUUUUUCUCUCUUUCUUUUCUCUCCAGUCUCUGGAAUGAUUGUGAUUGCUGUUGGUUGGCCAGUGUUGGGAUUUGCAGAGGAAGGUGCCGUAGUGCAGAUCUGCCUUGCCUAGGAGGGACUGUCUCUCUGUUUCUUAGCCAUAUUACAGGAGGCACAGUUACUGCAGGGCUCCUUUCUCUGUCGUUGACUUGUGACUGGAGACACCCACCAUGGAGGCUCCCCUUGUGUGCCUGGAUGAGGAGUUCGAAGACCUCCGGCCCUGCCGGGUAGAGGACAUGGAUCGGGCUGUGCCCCUCAGCCGACCCCCCUACAGCACCAUCCCCCUGGCCCCAAUGGCCCCCCUGGCUCCCAUCACUCGCGAGGACUUCUCCGAACUGGAGAACUUCUCAGAGAUGAUGAGCUUCAAGUCCAUGGAGGACCUGGUCAAUGAGUUUGACGAGAAGCUGAAUGUCUGUUUCCACAACUACAACACCAAGACGGAGGGCCUGGCCCCUGUGCGCAACCAGUCCCACACCGAGGAGGACGAGGAACGGCUGCAGGAUGAAGAUGUGUGGGAUGCGCUGACGGAUAACUACGUCCCUUCCUCUGUCUCCAGCUGGGACGACCCCAACUCAGAGGGAUUCAACGGCAACCUCUCCGACCAGGAGAUUCAUGAAAAAGAGGAGGAGGAGAUGAACGAGAAGAACGACAAUGCCAAUUGCCUGAGUGAGGAGCCUCUUAUCACUGCUGAUCAGGUCAUUGAGGAGAUAGUUGAGAUGAUGGAGAACUCUCCGGACCCUGGUGAGACCGAGGAGGAGGACGAGGAAGAGAGUGGACACUCCUCAUCCAAGACCAGCCCAUCCCUUCUGGAGGAGAUUAGACAGCUGUCCCAGGCCUCCAAUAACAACAUGCCCUCCUAUGAAGGCCUAAGUCUGAUGCCCAGCUCAGCCCUGGUGGAGCUGCUGUGCCGGGUGGAGUCGGCCAUCAUGGAGUACUCCGAGGAGCUGGUCACCCAGCUGGCACGCCGUGACGAGCUGGAGUUUGAGAAGGAGGUGAAGAACACGUUCAUCACGGCCCUCAUGGAUGUGCAGAACCGCCAGAAGGAGCAGCGGGACACGGGCAAGCGCCGGCGUCGGAGCGAUAAGGGCCUCAGUCUGCAGGGUAACGCGGUAACCACGACCGUGGUUGGUGGUACUACUACUACAACCACUGCCCACACGGACUCCAAGCCCGCCUCUAUGCCUAUGAAGCGUUUUAGUAUGGAGGGCCUGUCCAACAUCCUGCAGACUGGCAUCAGACAGACGUUUGGCAGCACAGGGACAGACAAACAGUAUCUAAACACGGUAAUUCCAUAUGAGAAGAAAGCAACUCCUCCAACUGUGGACGACCUUCAGAUGAUCACCAAUAUUCUUUACGCCAUGAAGGAGGAGAGUGAGAAGGUGCCUACACUGCUAACUGACUACAUAUUAAAAGUGCUGUGUCCCACUUAAAGAAUUCAAGCCAUGGGCUGCUCUCUGACGGAGACUUCUGAGAGGGCUCUCCAAUCUGGUAACCAUCCACCCCUCCUCCAGUCCAAGCUGCAUGAGCUCCCCCCUGUUUCAUAAUCAGCCAUGGAUCAUUACCAUCUAAAUCAUUGUACCUUACUCAUGUAAUAAAACUACUGCCUUUUGCUGAGCUCACCUUGUCCUUCCUGCACACUAAAAUCCGUCCAGAGCCAAAAUGGCAGCCGCCUGAAUACUAGUGUAUGGGGCCACUGUACCCCUGUUGAAGAACUGACUAACUGAUCUCUAUUCAGAGCAUGAUAAGCUAAUACUGACCACACAGUUAUACAGGGAUUCAUUUUUAGUUUUAUUUUCUAUUUUUUACAGAGAUGAUUUGAUAUCAGAUAUUAACAUGGCUAUGUUUUACUUCACUGUACCUCAGGCCUAAAAGGGGUUUGGUUCUUAUGUGAUUUUGUCUGUCUGCGCAUAUGUCACCUUGUACAGAUUAUUGAGGAUUGAUGGGUUCAACUUAAAUGUAGGAAAUCUGGACUGAACAUUUCUCUCAUUAUUCGAGGACAAUAACCUGUAAACUUAACAAAUUUGAAUAAAAAAGCCAUUGACCUUUUCUGCCAUGCUAGUACUGUAGCUUAAUAUUACGGGUGCAGUAUAUUUAAAUGUUUUUGUUAUUUCAACCAAUAAUGUUUGAAUAUUCAGUGCUCUUCAGACUUUUGAUAAUUUAUUUUUACUGUGAUCUAAUAUUUCAUAUAGGCCAUCAUGUACUGUUGUUUUGUUUAUUUUAUACUUUUAUUUAAUGAAUAAUCAGAGUAUGUGUCAACCCAUUCUGUCACAUGGAGUUUUAUCAUUGAGUUUUCAUUGUCACUGAUGACAUGGGCUCAUUUGAAUACGGUAUAGGCUUACUUAUUUAUGAAUUCCUGUGAGCCACGUAGGAGAAUACUACAUUGCUAAUCGCAAGUUCAAAUAAACAUGCUACCCUAAAACUGUG